Messenger RNA from Bacidia gigantensis, 1293 nucleotides. RefSeq lists its product as uncharacterized. The coding region runs from base 1 to 1293 and encodes 430 amino acids. Gene Ontology annotation, cellular component: fungal-type vacuole; plasma membrane. Lineage: Eukaryota; Fungi; Ascomycota; Lecanoromycetes; Lecanorales; Ramalinaceae. Gene Ontology annotation, biological process: monoatomic anion transport; borate transport; monoatomic ion homeostasis. The record is from RefSeq and is a predicted model, not a curated record. Gene Ontology annotation, molecular function: borate efflux transmembrane transporter activity; solute:inorganic anion antiporter activity. The transcript has a single exon.
AUGGCGUGGUCUCUUAUACACGCCGGCUGGAUGCAUUACUUACUCGCCAUCGUCAACGCUCAUGAUUGGACCAUGCUCUAUGUAACAACGUUCUCCACCGAAAUAUUUUCACUGCUCAACAGCAUAAUCUACUUUCACAAAGCUGUCCAAGAGCUUCAGCGCGCCCAUAAAGCGCUCUCGUUUGCCGCUUUCCUCUACGCUGUCAUCGGUGCCAUUGGGACAAUGCUCGUUGCCAUUUUUCUUUCCACAGCCGAACGGUGGAAGCCCCUAUUCCACAAAUACAUACGUAUGGGUCUUGUUGAGUAUGCGGCCGCUAUUUCUAUCAUCGUAUUCAUUGGGAUACCGCAUGUAGGCGAAUUGGCAAAAUUGGAUAGGCAGACGCUGCAAGUCAGUGACAAUGCCUUCCAUCCUAGCGAUCCCAAGCGCUCAAGAUUUCUUGUCGAAUUUUGGCAUCUCCCUGUCUCGUGGGUCUUUGCAGCAAUUCUACCAGGUUUCAUCAUCAGUGUCCUAUUCUUCUUCGACCAUGAAGUAAGUAGUAUCAUUUGCACCAUUGGCCGUUAUGGUACGAAGAAGCCAGGUGGCUUUGCGUGGGAUAUUGUACUUCUAGGUACGACGACAGCUCUUUGUGGCAUUUUGGGCAUACCUCCUGCAAAUGGCCUCCUUCCUCAGGCUCCACUUCAUUCCGAGUCUUUGAUGCAUGACGAACAAGACGAGAUCGCCAUCGGCAGCGAAGAAGGCGAAAAGAUCGAGCUCAGGCCAGUACGGCGCGUUUAUGAACAGCGAUGGAGUGCCUUCCUACACGCAGGUGCAAUCCUGGUCUUCAUAAGCCCUCCAUUGCAACACGUUCUAGGUCUUACGCCAACAAGCGUGCUAGCAGGGCUAUUCAUGUAUAUGGGCGAGCAAAGCCUCUCUGUUAACCCCAUUCUCAAUCGUGUCUUUUACCUACUCACGCCGCCUUCCGAGCUUCCAGAUUUACCAGAGACAGUGAAGAGCUACCGCAGCGUACAUGCAUAUACUGUCACACAAAUAAUUGCGACAGUGAUUGUAUUCAUUGUCACACUCACAAAAGGCGCGCCUGCCUUUCCGCUCAUCAUUAUUGCGUGCGUCCCCGCCCGGCUCCUCAUCAUGAAUAGACUUUGGCGGCGUUCGACUUUGAGAUACGUAGACGCAUGGGCUUGUCGAGACGGCACACCAGAAGAUGACGAAGACCAAGCGGGAUCUGCGUCAAAUUUCUCACUACAAGAGCCUGUAAAGGAGGGUGAAGGCAAUGAUGUGGAGACAAUCAACGUGUGA